Messenger RNA from Theobroma cacao (cacao), 1828 nucleotides. Its product is annotated as protein phosphatase. NCBI's taxonomy places the organism in Eukaryota, Viridiplantae, Streptophyta, Magnoliopsida, Malvales, Malvaceae. Gene Ontology annotation, cellular component: mitochondrial intermembrane space; nucleus; cytosol. Gene Ontology annotation, biological process: phospholipid translocation. The record is from RefSeq and is a predicted model, not a curated record. Gene Ontology annotation, molecular function: phosphatidic acid transfer activity.
AGUCUAAAAAAAAAGGUGUAAUUGAAAAUUGAUGCCAUCGUCAACUGCGGCGAAAGCCUGGGGUGCGGAAGACCAGAAGAGAAAGGAGGGAGAUAAGCUUUGGGUGAAUCGUUGGCAACUUUAGCAGCUAAUGCGAAAUGGGACUGAGCAAGAGAGACAAGAAAAGCAGCUCCACUGCAACAUCGCCUUGUGCCCAUCUCCGAGCUGCUUACCACAAUUGCUUUAACAGGUGGUACUCCGAGAAAUUUGUGAAGGGUCAGUGGGAUAAAGAGGAAUGUAUUUCUGAGUGGCAAAAAUAUAGAGCUUGUCUCUCUGAACAUUUGGAUGACAAGCAUCUAAGUCGCUUCUUGGAAGCUGAAGGUCCUGUUGGAUAUGUUUUUCAAGAGGACAGUGGAAACCCAGUGGAGAAUACUGCUAAAUAGUGGCAAAGAGUUGAAGCUAACUCAAUUGAACAUUUUCAUUAUUUUGUCUAUUGUGAUUCCUUUUAAUUGCAUUAUUUGAAAUUUGAUAAACUUAUGUUCAAAGAAACAUUGUGAUUUAUACAGCUGAUGCUAGAGGAGGUUAGAGAAAUAUUAUGGAUAGGUGGUUGUUACUUGUUAAGAUCUCAGGGAGGAACUGAAUUAUAAGUUAUUUAAUGGAACAUAGACAUAAUCCGAAUAGAGUCAUUAGAUAAAGUAGAUGUAACAUUGUUGGUGAUGCCUGUCUCAGACAAAUUGUGGAAAGCACUCCUAAUAGCACCUUGAUUCAGGUUGUUGAUAGUGAUCUGAGACAGGAAAUUUAAUCAGAAACUGCUACUGGUUUCAAUUGGCUGCCACCUAAAACUGACACAUUUUGUUUGAGUGCACGAUGUAUUACCUAUUAUGUGUAUAUCAUGGGAAGCUUUACAAAUUGUGCUCUGGUCAUUGAACCAAUUUGUCCUUGUUUAGUCUCACAACCUCAGACAGACUACAUAUAAGUAGCAGUAACACCAUUGCUUCUUCUCUACUAUCUUCUAAGUUGAGCAUGACCCCAUGCUACAUCAUAUUUUUCUGAUUUUGCUGGAUUUUGAUUCUACAUUGUUUGGACAAGCUCUUGAUUUUCUUUCACCCCUCCGAAAUUUGUGCAUUGUGUCAGUUAAAGAGGACAGAAAAGUCUUCCAGUCAUCAUCUCAUGUUCAACACAUAUAUCAUGAGAUGUUGAUUUAAGUGAUGUCUACUUCUGAAGGAAGAAGCAUUGUCAGGAAACUUUGUUUUGGACUAUGAUUUCUAUUUUCCAUCUUGCAUUCCUUUUAUGCUGCAGUUUUUAUGUGGAUCACCUUUAAGAAAAUCACAACAUCUAGCUGAGUGGUGAGUACCUGACGUAUUAUCAAUUAUGAGAUGUAAUGAAAUGUUGUAUCUGCUAGAGGUUUUUAUUUACUGCAUGAUAAGCUUUCUUCUCUCUGUUAAUGGUUAUUUCCUUUUAUUGACUAAGGUAAUUUUGGUUGUUUCUUCAGGCAAUCAACAUAUACCAUUUGUUAAAGCUGGUUGCAAGUAACAACCAUCCUCAGUUGCAGAUAUUAAUGAUACAGCUACUCGCAUGAAACUAGUUAGUUUUUGCUUAAAUUGCCCUGAGGAGUAUUUUAGUUGUUUCAUUUUAUAGUGAGGAUUUUGGUAGAUAAGAACUUGAUAGAGAAGGUGAAAAAAUCAAGCCCAGUGUCGAAGUACUUGUUAAGAUAGUUGAAUUUGUUAUCUUUCAAAAAAAAAGAUAGUUGAAUUUGUUGGUUCUGAUGCAGAAAAACUCAAUUGGUAUUGAUUGUGACAAGGAAAUUCAUUUGAUAAUUUUAAUUGACCAAUAUGAAUUUUGAUGCAGA